Thalassophryne amazonica is the source of this 1086-nucleotide messenger RNA. It is a transcript of the gene nkx6-3, whose product is annotated as NK6 homeobox 3. Lineage: Eukaryota; Metazoa; Chordata; Actinopteri; Batrachoidiformes; Batrachoididae. Gene Ontology annotation, cellular component: nucleus. The record is from RefSeq and is a predicted model, not a curated record. Bases 65 to 880 code for a protein of 271 amino acids. Gene Ontology annotation, molecular function: DNA-binding transcription factor activity, RNA polymerase II-specific; RNA polymerase II cis-regulatory region sequence-specific DNA binding. The transcript has 3 exons. Gene Ontology annotation, biological process: cell differentiation; regulation of transcription by RNA polymerase II.
GCACCCCAAGGGCUCAGGUGUGGUCUUUUCCUGGAUCUUACUAGAUGACCUGAGCCAUUUCCCCAUGGAUCCGAACAUUCCGGGGUCUUUCCUGUUCAACAACAGUCUAAACCAAUUUCCGUCUGACCUCAAGGCGCCGGUGUGUCAGUACUCAGUACCGAACUCUUUCUACAAGCUCAACCCGGGCCUGAACAGCCAGCUGCCCGCGGGGACUCCUCACGGGAUCAGCGACAUCCUGAGCCGCUCCAUGGUAGGAAUGGGCUCCUCGGGCACCACCACCCUGCUGUCCGGAUACUCCACCAUGGGGGGCUUUGGCCCCUCUGUCACCAGUACGUCCAUGUAUUAUAACCGUGACUACAACUCCUCCCUGAGUGGCUUCUCCAAGCCCGGAGCUGAAUGUCCCAUGAAGGGUCGCAGCGUGAGCUGCUGGGCAGAGAGCGGCUGUGACUGGAGAGGAGGGAGGCAGCAGUGCGCCAACAGCGGCGGUCUGCUCGGAGAGAUGCCUGGCAGGAAGAAACACACCAGACCAACAUUCAGUGGACAUCAGAUAUUUGCGCUGGAGAAAACCUUUGAGCAGACAAAGUACUUGGCGGGACCUGAGAGAGCAAGACUGGCCUAUUCCCUGGGUAUGACCGAGUCACAAGUCAAGGUUUGGUUUCAAAAUCGGCGUACAAAGUGGAGGAAGAAGAGCGCCUCAGAGCCGACCUCCACUCAGGUCAGCCACACAGGGCUGGGUGGAGACGCUUCGGAGAACGAGGUGGAGGACGAGGAAUACAACAAGCCUCUGGACCCCGACUCUGACGACGAUAAGAUCCGACUCCUGCUGCGCAAACAUCGCAGGGCCUUCUCUGUGCUGCGCCUUGGACCACAUCACGUCUGACACGUGUGUGAAAGAACAUUCUAAUUACACAUGCAUUACAUAGCCUAUAAACACAUCAGAAGUAGUGCAUGUUGUGUUAAAAGGUGUGUGAAAAAGUUUUUUAGAUUGGAGUAGGGGAGACCAGGAACAACUGUGACACAUUCUGUGUCUAUAAUGUUUAGUGUUUGAGCUCUUAAAUUAUGUCACAAAAUAUCCAUAUCUUUUCA